Messenger RNA from Pseudomassariella vexata, 930 nucleotides. RefSeq lists its product as uncharacterized. The transcript has a single exon. The coding region runs from base 404 to 757 and encodes 117 amino acids. NCBI's taxonomy places the organism in Eukaryota, Fungi, Ascomycota, Sordariomycetes, Amphisphaeriales, Pseudomassariaceae. The record is from RefSeq and is a predicted model, not a curated record.
CCCGACGAUGGCAAAUCCGUCGAGGCUGCCGGCUGACGAUGCACGAAUCGUCGUCGGCGCUAGUUUUUCAGUACACACGACAAUGGGGUUGUGAGUGCACCAUAUCUGCCUAUGCUAUGACGGAUUGCAGAGUCGAUCCCUCGCGCGGACGGCGCAGUAACCGCGUAGUGGCGUUACUCUAAAGACUGUCUCACAGGUCAUUCUGUGAAAUAGUCUGAUUAUGACAGCACCGGUCCAUCUUGUUCUCAUGCCUUGAUGCCACAUACUUAUCUCAUCCGUCUGGCCACCACCCACAUGCCGCAAGGCUGUCGCGGGUAGUGAGAAAAAUGUGGCAGCCGCACAUGUGUAGAUCCCAACCCUUCUUUCUUUGGCGCACUCGCCCCAUUGACCAACACAAUGCUCAAUGAUAACACGUCGUCCAAUCACGACAACGGCCUACAAAUUCAGUCCUCCACUGAUUCUUGUUUGGGUCUCCUGCCUCUUCGGUGCUACACACAUAACGCCACUCAAUUCGAUAUCAGGGCAGAAUUCUUCCAUUCAUCGACUUAGGCUCCCACUGCCCGCCCGACACUUCAAAAAACGACUUUCAAUUGAUCGAGCGGUUAUCUCAUGGUAUGAGGUAGGACCUGAUAGGUAUAUCACUGUGAGUAUAUCACAUAGUAGGGUGGAGCAUGGCUAUAUCGACACUAUCGGCAGAUGGUUUCCCGGAGUUCAUUCUCAAACUGAUAUCGGCUCCGACAAUGUUCUGAUGGGUUGAAAUCGCUUGUUGUUUUAAUGGAAUAUGCCGUUGGGUGUAUGCAAUAGAGUGGUCCCGCGCGCUCCUCCACGUGGGUGGACUUUUUUAGCGUUGCCUGCUAUUAUCAUCUCGGCUAAACACGAAACUAAACGGAAUUUGCCUUUGAACACCUUGAUAUGUUGAAUGCAGCGGUC